Rhinichthys klamathensis goyatoka is the source of this 1396-nucleotide messenger RNA. It is a transcript of the gene srsf2b, whose product is annotated as serine and arginine rich splicing factor 2b. The transcript has 4 exons. Bases 113 to 760 code for a protein of 215 amino acids. The record is from RefSeq and is a predicted model, not a curated record. Gene Ontology annotation, molecular function: RNA binding. NCBI's taxonomy places the organism in Eukaryota, Metazoa, Chordata, Actinopteri, Cypriniformes, Leuciscidae.
CGGAGCUCAACGGCAACUAGUGUUCGUCACCUCACUGGAAUAGGCGAGUCGACUCAGUUUGAGGACACAAAGCGAAGUGAAUUCUGAUAGUUUGUUGGGCAACAAACUUAAAAUGAGUUACGGCAGGCCUCCACCCGACGUAGAAGGCAUGACAUCGUUAAAAGUGGAUAAUUUAACGUACCGCACGUCGCCGGAAACGCUGCGGCGCGUCUUUGAAAAGUACGGCCGAGUUGGGGACGUUUAUAUUCCCCGAGAUCGAUACACGAAAGAGAGCCGGGGGUUCGCCUUCGUGCGCUUUCACGACAAUCGGGAUGCCGAGGACGCGAUGGACGCGAUGGAUGGGGCGAUUCUGGACGGGCGAGAGCUCCGGGUUCAGAUGGCCCGUUACGGCAGGCCGCCAGACUCCUACUACGGCGGGCGUCGCGGCGGGGGAGCCGCCAGAAGACACGGAGGACACGGCCGCCGCAGCCGGAGUCCAAAGCGCCGGCGACGCAGCCGCUCCAGAAGCAGGAGCCGCUCUCGUUCCCGCAGCCGUUCCCGUUACAGCAGGUCGAGGUCCCGCUCCAUUUCCCGCUCUCGCUCCAAGUCACACACUCCCCGCAAGAGGAAGUCCAAGUCUCCUUCCAGGUCUAGGUCACGUUCUCGAUCCAAAUCCAGGUCCCGUUCCAGAAGCCGCACGCCUGCAUCGAACAGAGGGUCCAGGUCCAGAUCUAAAAGCCAGCCAAAGUCUGCAGGGGAAGAAGGACCGGCAUCAUCCUAAAACGCUUCAGUGGUAAGAAAACGUGACCCCGGACAAUGAUGUGCUGGAAUGCAUUUGCUUAUUCUUUGCAGAUGCAUCGCAUUGGUAAAAAUGCUGCAGCAUUUGACAAUGCUGUUGAACUCAAUGUGGAAUUGUUUCCUCCAAGCUGCUGAAUCCAGUAUGGCAAUGUAAAAGCAGAGCUGUGUUGAGCUGUUAGAGGUGUGCCUGCUCCUGUUGGGGUUGCUUUGAAGCAGAUGGGUGUUUUGGUGGUGCUGAGGUCCGUCUCGUCAUGGGGCGAUUGUAAAUGCGUGACCUCGGUUGGAGCCUGAGGAACCCCGGAUUGAAAACCCUGAAAUCUACACAAAGGCUACAUGGGCCUAAAGGCGCAGUUGUCUAGCUGUUGAGUUUUGCUGGUUAGCUGUUAAGGUCCGGUGUUGCAGUGCUGAGUGCUUGGCUGUUUCCGGUUUUCUCCAGUUUGCUGCUGUUGCAGGUGUGGGUCGAGGUCAAGCAGCAUCUGCACAAUAAAAAAUUCGGUGGCCAAAGCGCUGUCGUCUGUCAAAUUGUGUUACAAAGUUUGGAAAGUUGGGAGUAUCUUAAACUGUACCGAUCAACUUUGUUCUGUCCUGGAUCUUCAAUAAAUCAGUUAUUAAAUGCUUC